AUGGCUUCGCUAAUGCUACUAAGCCAGAAGACUGACGACGAUCAGUUGGGUCAACUGAUGAGUGAUCCGGAAUUACUCCGUCAGCUUGUCGCCGAUUUGCCCGGUGUCGACCCAAAUUCGCAGGAGGUCCGCGACGCAGUCAACACCGCUGCAGCUGUUAAAGAGAAGGUACGCGCUUACUUUAAUCCAUGCUUAGUCUGCUUCUGA
This is a messenger RNA of Gongylonema pulchrum, 207 nucleotides long. NCBI's taxonomy places the organism in Eukaryota, Metazoa, Nematoda, Chromadorea, Rhabditida, Gongylonematidae. The record is from the annotation of a GenBank genome assembly.